Penaeus indicus is the source of this 2216-nucleotide messenger RNA. RefSeq names its product serine/threonine-protein kinase fray2-like. The coding region runs from base 18 to 1451 and encodes 477 amino acids. Gene Ontology annotation, cellular component: nuclear speck; presynaptic active zone. NCBI's taxonomy places the organism in Eukaryota, Metazoa, Arthropoda, Malacostraca, Decapoda, Penaeidae. The record is from RefSeq and is a predicted model, not a curated record. Gene Ontology annotation, molecular function: RNA binding. The transcript has 4 exons.
UAAAAUUGCGACGUUGGAUGACAGAAAUUUUACUGGACGUUACUACAGAAAUGAUGGAGGAGGUUGCAUCAGAAGUGUUGAAUCGUGCUCGUAUGAAAGCUCCGGCAGUUCAGGUGAAGAAGAGCUCAGCCCUUGCCUCUUUGUCGGGCGGAAUUGGGCUAGGCAUCUACAGCGAUAGUGAAAGCGAUGGAGAUGGAUCUGGUGGUGAGGGAGGCGGCAUGCAUGGUGAAACUGACAGUGACGAGGAACUGAGGCAGACUAUCAGGCGUAAGCGACGGGACUUCCAAGCCACGGAGAGGAUGAUCCUUCAGAGACUCCAUGCUGAGGAGAUGGCAGAGAGAAGCCGGAAACACAAUGUCCAACAUGAGUCCCACUCUGAGGAUGACUCCAAGGUGGAUGGGGGGUUGAUGCAAGUCUCCGGGGAGGAUAGGAGGAGACGGGCAAGCAAAGACAGGGAGGGAGACAAGCAUGGGGAGGAGACAAAACCAGAGGAGGACUCAGAUGAAGACAAGAAUCCACCUGCAGCUGUGGGAAACAUAAAACCAAUGAAAUUUGUACCGCCCCAAGACCCAGAGGUAGACUCAACUCAGCCUGACAAUGGUACUCCCAGUGGCUCUGUUAAAGGAGAUGAUGACUCUAAAGACUCAGGUCAAAGCUUAGAUUCAGAACAAGAUUCAAAAUCUUCCAUUAGUGAUCAUUCCCGCUCUAGUGAGGGGAAGAAAAAGAAGAGGCGGAAGUCUAAGAAAGAUAAAAAGAAGAGCUCUAAGAGGUCGCAUAGAAGUGAGGAAAGGGAGGGGAGGAAGAGGAGUCGGUCAGGAAGUAGGGAUAGGGAAGAAAGAAGGGAGCACAAAAAGAAGAAGAAACGGAAAGAGAUCAGCCGUAGUCGAAGUAGGAGCUCUGAGGAAUAUAGUAGGUACAAAAGUAGGAGUAAGAGUAGGGAUAGCUACAGGAGGAGGAGGGAUGGGAGUCACAGCCCAAGUGAGGAGAGAGGAUCCUGGAGAAGAUAUAGCAGAGAUAGAUCUAGAUCUAAGGGUAGGGAUAGAUCAAGGGGAAGAAAUAGAGAGAGAUCAAGAGAUAGACAUAGAAGUAGAUCUAGAGGUAGGAAGGGCAGUCGAUCUAGGGAUAGGAAACGAGGUAGAGACAGAAGUAAUGACAGCAGGUCAGGAUACCGUCACAGCAGUAGGUCUCGGGGGAGGGACCAUCGUAGAAGUUUUAGAGAUGGUAGUGAGGAUAGCAGAGUGGGCAGAAGUAGCAGACGACGUUCUCACUCGUGCAGCCGUAGCAGAAGUCGUAGCAGGGACUAUGGACGCAAGAAGGACCGGUAUAUUUCUAGGUCACGUUCUACAUCAAGAACACCCAAGAGAUCGAAGAAGCGUCGCCGCUCACGGUCAUGUAGUUCCUCUGUGUCACUCCCCAAGAAAUGGAAAAGAAGAUCCCGGUCGUCAUCGUAGGCAAGUGAAGGUCCUAGCGUGAGUGCUGUGGUAAGACAACACCAAGGUAAGUUGUCACUGUUCUGUAUAGUGUCUGUGGACUUCUGGUUUCAGGUCAUCGAACAUUUCGCAGCUCCAGGGAAUGUACUCUCUCAAAUUCUUACAGAGAAAGCUAACAGUUUGAGAGACAGAAAGCAGAAAGUUUCGGUUUGUUUGGUUUUCAUCCAAGUCUUUGAUAAUGGUGGGGAAUAAGAUGGAGGAAUGUCAUAUUGAUAAUUUUUUCACUGAGGCACUACAUUUGUAAUUCAUUCCAUAUCAAUUAGGUCUAGUCUGUCAUGAAUAUCUCUGAAAAGGAGGCAACAGAUAUUCUUUAUGUUUUAUUUUCUUUUUCAGCACCUGCCUUGCACAGCCCAUCGUUUGGAGUUGCAUCCCCUGUCAUUUUUGACACUAGUAUAUCCAAAGAUAGGUCAAUUUUGUGUAUAGUGCUAAUAUUGCAAUUAGCCAUGUAAUUUAUUGUGAUAAUUCUGGUCUUGUACUGGAAGCCUGAGAGAGGCAUUGCUGUCAUUUCAAUACAAGUCUCUUAUUUCAGGAAAGAAAAGAUGUAUACUCAUUGAACUUGAUUAAAGACCUUAUGAGAACAGUAAUUUUUGUAGGUUCACAUUAAUGACAUGUAUUGUUCUCAUAUCACUGUCUAGUUCAAGUUCAUGAGCUUUGUCUCCUUUUACUUUUCAGGUUCUGUUUUUUAAAAGCUUGCUCAUGUAGUCUAGAAUAAAUGUCAUAAAUUAC